GGUACACAUCACAAAGUCACUCACCAAGGCUUGGGCUGCGACGCAUUUCCCAGCUCACGUUGUACAUUUGAAGCAGGUGUUGAGCGGUACAGUUGUUGGCUUGGUUUCACAGUUAGUUGCACCAACUUUUACGUGGGGCAGAGAGAUCAGAGACCAGCUUUGGCAUAUCAUCUGUGAAGCUGCAUCCAUCAUCCAUCAACAGUGAGACGUAAUUCGGAUUUUAUUUGCUGAAAAACAAGAGGAACAUUUUGGACACAUUCAGAAACUGCAAGAGAAAUCAAAGGACCAGUUGUGCACCGCAAAUCGGAUGUUAAAUGUAUGUUUCUUUUUUCAAUCUAAGUCAAAAGUGCUAAGACUGCCCUGGGCCUGAAAAGUUGAACUUUUGAAACGCAAUUUCUCGGAGCCGUGGUCUUCAAUAUGAGCAAGCCUGCUGGUUCAACAAGUGGUUGUCUGGAUAUUUUAAAUGUCAAAUCCAGUCGGAUUCUGGAUAUCCCGUGUAAAGUAUGUGGAGACCGAAGUUCUGGAAAGCACUACGGUGUUUAUGCGUGUGACGGAUGCUCGGGAUUUUUCAAGAGAAGCAUAAGAAGAAACAGAACGUAUGUCUGCAAAUCUGGCACACAGGGCGGCUGUCCAGUUGACAAGACACACAGAAAUCAGUGUCGCGCCUGUCGCUUGAAAAAAUGUCUUGAAGUGAAUAUGAAUAAAGAUGCUGUGCAGCACGAGAGGGGACCGAGGACAUCAACUAUUCGAAAGCAGGUGGCACUGUAUUUCCGAGGGCAUAAAGAGGUGAACGGUUCGUCGACCCAUUUCCCAUCCACGUCUAUCCCGGGGCCGCCGUUUUUCACUACAGUCACGCAGCUGGAGCCUCACAAUCUGGAGUUAAACACGGUCACAAGCACACCGGAAAGGCAGGCAAUUGUGGGACUUGCUCAGCCCACACCGAAGUAUCCUCAUGAAGUUAGCGGCACCCCCAUGUACCUGUAUGAAGUGGCGACCGAGUCUGUGUGCGAAUCAGCCGCGCGUCUGCUUUUCAUGAGCAUUAAAUGGGCCAAGAGCGUUCCUGCCUUCUCCACACUCCCUCUACCUGACCAGUUGAUCCUUUUAGAAGAUGCCUGGAGAGAACUGUUUGUGCUGGGUAUUGCACAGUGGGCCAUUCCAGUAGACUCCAGUACCCUCCUAGCUGUUUCAGGAAUGAACACGGAGAACACAGAUUCCCAGAGGCUCAACAAAAUAAUUUCGGAGAUCCAGGCGCUGCAGGAGGUCGUGACGCGCUUCAGGCAGCUCAGACUGGACGCGACGGAGUUUGCUUGUCUCAAGUGCAUAGUCACAUUCAAAGCAGUCCCAACACACAGUGGUUCGGAAUUGAGGAGCUUUCGCAACGCGAGUGCCAUUGCAGCACUUCAAGACGAAGCCCAGCUGACUUUAAACAGCUACAUUCACACCAGGUACCCCACUCAGCCAUGUCGUUUUGGGAAACUGCUGUUGCUCUUGCCUGCUCUACGUUCAGUCGGACCAUCCACCAUUGAAGAGGUGUUCUUCAAAAAGACCAUCGGAAACGUGCCCAUCACACGACUGCUCUCCGACAUGUACAAAUCCAGCGAUAUAUGAGCUACUGAGAGACAGAAAAAACAAAAUGUAUCGUUGACCUUGGCUUUCGCAUGGACGCUGGGACAAUGUGGACAAUACCAGAUGUCCUAUGUGACACAUCACGCACUUCUCUGGAGAAUAAAGCUCUACCAAUGUCAAGAUGUUUUACGCAGGGAAAUUAUAAAAACAGACAGACUCACUUGCUGCAAGUUGAGCUCACUGCUUAGAAAGAAAAAAACGAACUUUUAACCAGUAAUUUUCUAAUUGAUUUACUUUAUUUAAGUUCGUUUAUGAAAGUAACUUAACAAGUUUAAUCUGUUCAUGUUCUUUCAAGAUUUAAAUACAAAAGUAUCUUAGUUUGUAGUCAUAUAUUUGAAUGGGGUGUCCGUGAGGUUAUGUACAAUCAUUCAUUUCAAAAUAGGACGUGUAUGUCCACUUGACCAAGUACCUUUUUUGACCAAUGCUGUUUUGAAUUCAGCGCCACUAAUAUUCAUUUGUCAACAAGAAACCAAAAAUGACAAAGAGACCAUGAGGUAUGUUGCAGGGAAGUAGGUCGCUGUCCCUUUGACAUAGUGCUGAAAACCAAAGGCCCAUGAGUCAGAACUGAAGAGCAAGUUCAUUCCUGUUCUGCCUUCUGUAGUAGAAGCUCCAACUUUAAUCAAAAACACUUGAACCAACUAAUCGGGUUUACUUGAAAUGUUUGUUGAACAGUUGGAGUUAAACUCUGCAUGAAGGCAGCUGGAUUGAGCAUUCCUGACUUAAUGCAUCACAUAAUUACCUACUGAGGUGACUGAAAGGCCACAGCACCCACACCUUGUGACCUUAAUGUAAGAUUAGGAUUCACUGGCAGGGCAUCUAAAAUCCUUUGGAAAUAUUUUUGUUGAAUUUUCUGUGCACCCACUCUGCCAUUUUAAUUUUAUUGAUGUUUAAAAAGCUUGAUAAGUGGCCCAUGUCAGAGGUCACCAUUAAGUACCUUUGUUUAAAUAGCUACUAACCCUGGGAAAGAGACACAAUCAGCACUUGGAUUUUUUUGUAGUCUGUAAAUACAUUUCCUGUUGUACAGUGAUAAUUUUUGUGAAAGUUGUUCUAAGAUAUUAGAAUAAAUAUUGAAUAU
Danio rerio (zebrafish) is the source of this 2701-nucleotide messenger RNA. RefSeq names its product nuclear receptor subfamily 2, group E, member 1 (gene nr2e1). The record is from RefSeq and is marked provisional. Gene Ontology annotation, biological process: nervous system development; regulation of DNA-templated transcription; intracellular receptor signaling pathway. NCBI's taxonomy places the organism in Eukaryota, Metazoa, Chordata, Actinopteri, Cypriniformes, Danionidae. Gene Ontology annotation, molecular function: sequence-specific double-stranded DNA binding; DNA binding; sequence-specific DNA binding. Gene Ontology annotation, cellular component: nucleoplasm; nucleus.